UGAAGAGAAAAAGGCAGUCACACACUGAUUUCAUCUCUGUGUCUCCUCUGGAAACAAAGGAGUAGAGAGUAUAAAUGCUGGAAGCAGUGGUGAAUUCCAAUUCCAUGAAUGGAGUUGAUGAUGGUGGGAUUCCACAGCUGCAUGGCAAUGGAGAGAGCAGUGAAGAGGGUCUCACGGUACUUCCCCGUCACACCAAGGUUAUUGUUACCGGCAACAACCGGACCAAGUCGGUACUUGUCGGCCUUCAAGGCGUCGUCAAGAAAGCCGUUGGGCUUGGCGGCUGGCAUUGGCUGGUCCUUACAAAUGGUAUUGAAGUGAAACUACAAAGGAAUGCUCUUAGUGUUAUUGAAGCUCCGACCGGCCAUGAGGAUGAUGAUGACCUUGAAUGUGAGAACAUACACUGGAACGAUUCUGAUGUGGGAGAGUUUAGUCCACCUGGUUCUGAUGAUACUCGGAAGUUUUAUAGAGCAAGGAAUCAGCCCCAUAAAUCAGUUAGAUCACAGAGGGCUAUGAGCAGGCCGCUUUCUGAUGAUUCACAGUCUAAAGGAUCUUAUUCACCUACCCAGAGUUCAACGAAAGUUGACUUCAGCAAACUAGAAAAAACAGCACUACUGAGAUAUUGGAGACACUUUAACCUAGUGGAUUCUAUACCAAACCCAUCAAAAGAGCAGCUAAUUGAUGUUGUUCAAAGGCAUUUCAUGUCACAGCAAUUGGAUGAAUUGCAGGUGAUUAUUGGUUUUGCUCAGGCUGCAAAGAGGCUGAAAACAGUUUGCAAUUGACUUUGGAUGAAAGAAAGUUUCCAUCUUGUAGGCUGUUCACUAACACUUGGUUUCAUCUUCUGGUCUGUAAAAGUAUAUAGAGCCUUGUGCUUGUUUGACCUUGAACUACUGCAAGUCAGCGGAGAGAAUUCUAGGGGUUCCUUGUGCAUGUAGUUAUGUAGAUAAGACCUUGUUAAUGCCUUGAGUGGAUCUCUGGUUAGUUCCUCCUCUCACCUUCACCCCCAUAUCCAGUUAUUUGAUGUACUUGACUCAUCAAUUGAAGAUCACCCCAUGUUUGGGCUCUAACAAUUUCAGCC
Molecule: messenger RNA, 1075 nt
Organism: Vitis riparia (riverbank grape)
Lineage: Eukaryota; Viridiplantae; Streptophyta; Magnoliopsida; Vitales; Vitaceae
Exons: 6
Coding region: 75-779 (234 amino acids)
Biological process (GO): regulation of DNA-templated transcription
Cellular component (GO): histone deacetylase complex
Molecular function (GO): transcription coregulator activity; protein binding
Source: RefSeq, a predicted model, not a curated record